AUGCCGACGGUGGACAAUUACACCGCCGCCUCGGCCGCCGUAGGGGCCAGGUCGACCGGGCGCCACCUGCUGCACAUCGAGGGCUACUCGCACACCAAGGCGCUCUUCGCCGGCGAGUCCAUCCCGUCCCAAUCUUUCAGCGUCGGGGGCCGCGCGUGGUGCAUCUGGUACUACCCUCGCGGCGCAGCAGACGACCAGGACGACGGAGACGGGGACGCCGCCCUCUACAUCUCCCUCUUCCUCGUCCUCGACGACAGCAUCCCGGAGCCCGCCUACGCGGAGGCCACCUUCCACCUGCUCGACCAGGCGGGGAGACCGGUGCCGUCGUGCACCCACGCCACAGGCCUCAACGAGUACUCGGCCGCCGGCGCCCGGCACGGCGUCCCUGCUUUCAUCCCCAGGGACUUCCUGGAGGCGUCGGGGCACCUCGUGGACGAAUGCUUCAGGAUCAGGUGCGACGUCUCCGUCCGGUGGCAGUGGCACACCGAGGCCAGGCCGGAUGCGCCGCCGUCCGACCUGCGCCGGCAUCUCGGGGACCUCCUCGCGUCGGGAGAAGGCGCCGACGUCACGUUCCAGGUCGCCGGCGAGACGUUCAGCGCUCACAGGAGCGUCGUUGCAGCCCGUUCUCCGGUGCUGAAGGCGAAGCUCUCCGCCGGCACGGCCGCGGCGGCGUGCGUAAGGAUCGACGAUGUGGCGCCUCAGGUGUUCGAGGCCCUGCUGCACUUCGUGUACACCGAUUCACUGAACGCGGUCAUGGCGACCGAUGGCUUUGAGCAUCUUGUUAAGAGCUGCCCUGCUCUCUUGAAGGACUUGAUCUCCAAGUUGGCUGCCCGUUGA
Messenger RNA from Panicum virgatum (switchgrass), 837 nucleotides. RefSeq names its product BTB/POZ and MATH domain-containing protein 5-like. The transcript has 2 exons. Gene Ontology annotation, molecular function: protein binding. Gene Ontology annotation, biological process: protein ubiquitination. The record is from RefSeq and is a predicted model, not a curated record. Lineage: Eukaryota; Viridiplantae; Streptophyta; Magnoliopsida; Poales; Poaceae. Bases 1 to 837 code for a protein of 278 amino acids.